AUGGCACUACUCGAAGAAGAAUUACGAUCUAUAUUGAACUCCCUAUCACACUUAUCAGCCCAAGGUGAUCUUCCUGUCCAAACGUUCGCAACCCUCGUCAAGAAUGCUCGGACCGACGUGUUGGUGGAGCAUUUGCAUCAACGAUGGCUGUCAGACGCCAACUUUGGCAAUGUGGCUGCUCGGAUUCUGGCUUACAUACAAAGGGUAGGUUAGUUUUAUAUAGACUAACACUUUAAAAGUAACACUGAUAUUAAUCUCGGUUAAUUUUUUUAAGAAAUUUUUUACAAAUGUUCUACGUUAAUAUAUUUCAGGACAACCCAAACGACAUGAAAUUGUCAUCAAGAAUACUAUCACUUUCACUUGACGAUUACAAAAGAAGAUACGAAAUGAGACGAAACGACAGAAAGAUGUUCACAAACUACUGCCGAAGUCUAGUAGAGCUAAUGCCUAUAUUUUUGUAAGUCAUCUGCUACAAUCUUUGAUAGUUUAGUGAAAUCGACAAAUACAUGGGAAACAGUUUAGUACGACCACUGUUCGAUUGCAUGUUCAUUCUGACAGAAUCUAAUCCAGAUGAUGGUGAUCUAUUAGUGAGUGAUCCAUGUUAGUCAUUUGUAAUUUUAGACAAUUUUACUUCAUUUUAUAGACAUAUUGUCAGAGUUUUGACAUUGUAACUGAAAACACCUAACAAUUUCAGUGUGUCGCACAGAUCUUGAUUAGGUCAGGUCAACUUCUGAACGAACUUGAUUCCCAUGUUUGUGAUAAGAUAAUAAUGAAGUGUAGAUUGGCAUUGUGUGCAAAUGACAUUGCUUUAGGCGACCUUACACGCUUUUCUUUGCUUAAUGUAAGUUUUGUCAUAAGAAAACACUAAACAAGGUUAGUAUUCCUCAUAUCAGCAUACAAAAGUAUAUGUUAGUAUACAACUUACUAAUUAACUCAUUUUGAAGGCUGUCGACUUGUGGAACUACCGUUGGAACCUACAAUCCAUGCCUUAUUGUUUAGUCCAGUUCUAUCAAGAGCAGUACGAACACUACAAUCUAAACGAGUACGAAGACAAGCGAUGGCUACCCCAUGGAAUGAUCCAAAGCUCUACAACAACAUUAGUGCCGAGUACGAUCUCGUCGUACUCCAAAAUAUCGAAUGACGAGUUUGAGAGUAUAGUUUAA
Messenger RNA from Bursaphelenchus okinawaensis, 1163 nucleotides. The record is from the annotation of a GenBank genome assembly. NCBI's taxonomy places the organism in Eukaryota, Metazoa, Nematoda, Chromadorea, Rhabditida, Aphelenchoididae.